Messenger RNA from Suillus paluster, 1167 nucleotides. RefSeq names its product ATPase V1 complex subunit C. NCBI's taxonomy places the organism in Eukaryota, Fungi, Basidiomycota, Agaricomycetes, Boletales, Suillaceae. The transcript is spliced from 9 exons. Bases 1 to 1167 code for a protein of 388 amino acids. Gene Ontology annotation, molecular function: proton-transporting ATPase activity, rotational mechanism. The record is from RefSeq and is a predicted model, not a curated record. Gene Ontology annotation, cellular component: vacuolar proton-transporting V-type ATPase, V1 domain. Gene Ontology annotation, biological process: proton transmembrane transport.
AUGCCGUCCGACCAAAGCACUUGGUUGAUUGCUGUCCCACAGGAUGGUGAUUCCGAGGGACUCCUGCCAGAAAUCACCAACAAGCUUCCUCAAUAUUCGAGAUCAACAAGCGUAGCAGAGCUUGGGAUUCCAUCAUUCAAGACAGGUACAUUGGACUCCUUGAUUGCCCUAUCAGAGGAGCUGCCAAAACAGGACGCGUUCUUCACAGCGACGGUCGCAAAGAUUGUAGACACACUCCGCAACUUAUUGAACAAUGAUCCGACCAAGCUCGCCCAGCAUGUCCUUGUGAAUGAGCGUAGCGCUGAUGACUACGUACUUAGGGGGUGGAAAUGGAAUGACAGUCGAUAUGGGGUGCAACGAAGUCUACGGGAAAUGGUUGAUGUGCUGAACAAGGAAAUGGCGUCCAUAGACAAUGUAAUGAAGGCCAAACUAAACAACUACAAUAUCGUAAAGGGCUCCCUCGUUCAGAUGCAGCGUAAGAAAACUGGAAACCUUUCUGUUAGGUCUCUCGUCGGCAUAGUAUCAAAAGAGCACGUCAUCCAGGACUCAGAGUAUCUGGAGACAUGUCUAGUUGCCGUACCGAAACUCAUCACCAAGGAAUGGACCUCAAAGUACGAGCGACUCACUAACAUGGUCGUUCCCCGUUCGUCAUUAACUAUAGCGUCAGACAGCGAAUACACUCUCUUUGGUGUAGUCAUCUUCAAACGUGUACACGACCAGUUCGUACAGAAAUGUCGUGAAAACAAGUUCAUAGUCCGCGACUUCGCCUACUCAGAAGAACAAAUAGCCAAGCAAGAAGAAGAGCUCGAGAUAGCAGACACGACAGAGAAAGAACUCUGGACCGAACUUCUGAGACUAUCUCGGACCAAUUUCUCCGAGUCAUUCCAGAUCCUCGUGCACCUGAAGAUCCUUCGGCUAUUUGUCGAGAGCGUGCUUCGGUACGGUCUACCCGCGAAUUACGUUGGCCUCGCUAUCAGGCCCGAGCCAAAGUACACCAAGAAGACACUUUCCGUACUUACAAGCCACUUCAGCUACCUCGGCCCCCGCUCCUCAGGACGUUCCAAGAAGCAAACCACAACCGAAGAGUUCGCAGGAGAGUACCAGUCGCUGAUGGAACAAGAAUUCUUUGAUUUCGUGUUGUACGAAGUACCAUGGAUCGUGCUCUAA